CCCACACACACAUACAUUUGACCUUCAUUCACCUUCCAUGGCUGCUUCUUCUUCUUCUUCUCCAAAGAAACCAAUUCUUUCUCCACACUUGUUUGCUAUUUUCUUGGCAACAAUCAUAUUAUUACCAUCAAAUACACAUGCAUCUUUGAGAGAAUUCAAAUCCAUAAUUAGUUUCGGCGAUUCAUUGACCGACACCGGAAACCUCGCCCGACUCUUCCCAUCGAUCGCAGCCUCCGACCUCGGGAAUUUUUUACGCCUCCCGUAUGGCGAAACCUUCUUUCAUCGCCCCACCGGCCGGUGGAGCAAUGGCCGCCUCGCCAUCGACUUCAUUGCUCAAAAAUUUGGGCUUCCAUUUAUAAGGCCGUUUGUGGGAAGCUGCGCCGACGGCAAUGCCUCCGGCUGCGCUAACGAUGAUUUCCGGCACGGAGUAAAUUUUGCGGUGGCCGGAGCUACGGCAUUGGAUAAAGAUUUUUUCGAUACAUAUGGUGUGGAAAUUCCAUUUCCAUCUGCAUCUCUUGACAAUCAAUUGAAUUGGUUCGAGCAUCGAUUUUUGCCCGUUGUUUGUCCCGAACCUCAAGAUUGCAAAACAUAUAUCGAAAACACAUUGUUCUUCGUUGGAGAGAUCGGAGGGAACGACUACAAUUACGCUUUAAUUCAAGCCAACAAAACUCUCGAAGUGGCUCAAGAAUUCAUCCCUUAUGUCGUGAAAAUCAUCGCAUCAGCCGUUGUUGACCUAAUCAAGCUUGGAGCAAAAACCCUAAUUGUUCCGGGGAACUUCCCGAUCGGGUGUACUUCUAAAUACCUCACAGUAUACCAAUCUUCGAACAAAAGAGAUUACGAUCCAAAAACAGGUUGUCUGAAUUGGCUGAACGAGUUUUCACAACAGCAUAAUCGAGCUCUUCGAUCACAGCUUGGCUGCAUCCAAAAGAGAAACCCUAAUGUCGCCAUCAUUUAUGCAGACAAUUAUGGUGCUUCGAUGCGCCUCUAUCGCAACCCCAAAAAAUAUGGAUUUUCGAGAUUAGGAAGUCUUUAUGCAUGUUGUGGAGGGGAAGGUCCUUACAACAUUAGUUUAACAACGAAUUGCGGCAACCCGGGAUCUUACACAUGUCCGGAUCCGUCGAUGUACAUUUGUUGGGAUGGUUUGCAUUUUACGGAAGCGGCUAACAGACACAUAGCCAACAUUUUGGUCGAAGAAUCCUUUGAUGGUCCGACUCUCAUUGCUGAAGGACACCGUUGUUCUUCUGAUAUGUACACUGAUAUUUGAUGUACGUAUGUGAUAAUAAAUCAUGACAUAUAUGUAUCAAUAAUUAUGAUAUAUAUUAUGUGGACAACUACUCAAUAUAUUGUUCAUUUGCAAUAAAAUAUCUUUUGUGCUUA
Messenger RNA from Andrographis paniculata, 1377 nucleotides. RefSeq names its product GDSL esterase/lipase At1g28580-like. NCBI's taxonomy places the organism in Eukaryota, Viridiplantae, Streptophyta, Magnoliopsida, Lamiales, Acanthaceae. Gene Ontology annotation, molecular function: hydrolase activity, acting on ester bonds. The record is from RefSeq and is a predicted model, not a curated record. The transcript has 5 exons. Bases 38 to 1264 code for a protein of 408 amino acids.